Molecule: messenger RNA, 771 nt
Organism: Necator americanus (New World hookworm)
Lineage: Eukaryota; Metazoa; Nematoda; Chromadorea; Rhabditida; Ancylostomatidae
Exons: 2
Coding region: 1-771 (256 amino acids)
Source: RefSeq, a predicted model, not a curated record
AUGCAAAAAACAGAAGAUCAGUGUCCUGUUGAUAUCAUUCUAGCACCAUCAGGACACCCCUUGACCGAUCUCGAGUACGCCGACGAUGUUGUUAUAUUCGCGGAAAGCAGCACGAAACUUCAACAUGUUGUCAACCUUGUAUGGAAGCUGGCUGCAGCUUAUGGACUACGUCUACACCCGUCUGAUAAAUGCAAGCAGACGUGGAUCUCCCCGAGACCUCAAACGGGAAUCAGGAACAACGGCAGCUACGAGAAAGAUAUUCAGCAAAGAUGCACUAAGGCCACUUCUGCAUUUAACUCCUUAACGAAAUGCCUGUGGUCGACCCCCAUCACCAACGAAGUCAAGCAGCGAGUCUACCUAUCCGCAGUUCGCCCCAUCAUGAUGUACGGAUCGGAUACUUGGGCAGCACCAUCUACGGUGAUGGAGAGGCUUGACUGCACGGAACGAAAACUGCUUGGACGACUACUUGGCUACUUUUGGCCUACGGUAUGCCACAAUAAAGAUCUUUACCCAGAAAUUGAUGUGGUAUACCGGCGGAUGAUACGUGGAAGAUAUCACCAUCUUGCACCUCCAUCGAAAUUGGCUAAAGUAAAUCGUCUUCGCUUCUUUGGUCAUAUAUUAAGGAGACCGGCAGAUCGCCCUGUUCAACGAGUUCUGAGGAUUUUGUCGGGUUCGUGCUGGAAGAAGCCACCUGGCCGAAAACGGAAGUUCUGGACUGAGGUGGUGAAAGAGGACCUGAGGACACUUGGCGUGGAUAGGCAGUUCAGGUGA